CCCUUGGUCACAUGGCUGUGACAUCACCAGUUAGUCAGAGGCUUUCCAUGCUGGCAGAACAGCAGGCAGAGGAGGCUGACAUUCUCAUUCCUGCCUCUAAAGUGUAUCCUGCCCCUGUGGGGAAUAGUGACCCGAUAAGCAGAGCUGCUGUGUUGCUCCUGUGUCAUUCUGCCCCCCGUGUGACUUGCUGAACUGUGGCCCCUGCUAAACAGCAUGUCCAGCUCCGUGCCACCCAGCUCCGUGCCACCCAGCUCUGUGCCACCCAGCUCCUGUGACUGCUUUGUCUCCCUUCCGCCGGCCUCUCUUGCUUCUGUUGUUCUAUUUGGUAAGAACUCAGACCGACCCCGCGAUGAGGUCCAGGAGAUUGUGUUCCGUCCAGCAGGAUCUCAUCCACCGGGAUCAAAGCUGAAGUGCACGUACAUAGAGGUGGAGCAGGUGGCCGAGACCCUUGCAGUUCUGCUGAGUCGCCCCGCCUGGCUCUGGGGCGCAGAGAUGGGGGCUAAUGAGAAGGGUGUCUGUAUAGGGAAUGAAGCAGUGUGGACCAAGGAGCCAGUGACAGAGGGUGAGGCUUUGCUGGGCAUGGACCUAGUCAGGCUAGCUCUAGAGCGUGCGCCCUCGGCUCAGCAAGCUGUGCAAGUUAUUACUGAUCUUUUGGGCCGGUAUGGGCAGGGAGGCAGCUGCAGGGAAGAUCCAGAACCCCUCAUAUAUCACAAUACGUUCUUGCUGUGCGAUCGCUCAGAGGCUUAUGUUCUAGAGACUGCGGGGCCCUACUGGGCAGCGGAGAGAAUUGUUGAGGGGGCGCGGAACUUGUCCAACCAGCUGAGUAUAUCAGUUUGCCCCUGGAGGGAACACCCCCAGCUCCGCUCACAUGCCUUACAGCAGGGAUGGUGGGACGGCCAAGGGGACUUUAACUUCUCAGCGGUGUAUUCUUUGGAGAAGCAGCCUGUACGCAUGGAAGCAGCCAAAUUGCGAUAUGGGGCUGGGCAGGAACUGCUCCGUAUGCAAGCAGGGCACAUAACAGUCAAGUCUAUGCUGAAUAUUUUGCGUGACAAGAAAAGUGGUAUCUGCAUGGACUCUGGUGGCUUCCGUACCACGGCCAGCAUGGUGUCUGUUCUACCACGUUCACCCGAUGUACCGUGUAUUCAUCUGCUGACUGCCACUCCAGACCCGUCCAGGUCAGUGUACAAGCCCUUUAUUUUUGGCCCACAUGUGACACAAGUGCCCUGGGUGUUGUCGCCUAGUUUUGGGGAGCACGACCCUACCCAGCAGAUUCCUAGGUUCCAGACCCAAGUCGAUCGCAGACACGACCUUUACAGACAGCACCAGGGAGCUCUAGAGGCUUGUAAAGCCAAUAAGCAGGAAGCGGAAGAAACACUAAGAAAAAAGCAGCUAAAGCUAGAGGAUGAAAAUCUCCAUUGGGUUGAUACAAUUUUGGACCCAAGCGAUUCAGCUGACCCUGUGGGUGGGUCGGAUAUGUUCCUGAUCUGUGUAGAGAAGGAGCUGGAGUUAUACAAAGGAAUUGGAGAAAAGCAAUGCACCCACACAGAAGUAUAACCCCCCCCCGGCAAUGUUAGAUUUUCCCCUGUGCAAUAAUACAAGUCUCUUUAGUAGCAAUAAAAAGACAAUAAUCAAGUUUAAUUAUCAAUCAAGUCAAGCAAUCAACAACGACUAAUAACUUAUUCAAUAAUAAAAAUAUUGGUGUCA
Xenopus tropicalis (tropical clawed frog) is the source of this 1704-nucleotide messenger RNA. It is a transcript of the gene scrn2, whose product is annotated as secernin 2. Gene Ontology annotation, molecular function: dipeptidase activity; cysteine-type exopeptidase activity. Bases 214 to 1554 code for a protein of 446 amino acids. NCBI's taxonomy places the organism in Eukaryota, Metazoa, Chordata, Amphibia, Anura, Pipidae. The transcript has 8 exons. The record is from RefSeq and is a predicted model, not a curated record. Gene Ontology annotation, biological process: proteolysis.